Molecule: messenger RNA, 1931 nt
Organism: Penicillium brasilianum
Lineage: Eukaryota; Fungi; Ascomycota; Eurotiomycetes; Eurotiales; Aspergillaceae
Source: the annotation of a GenBank genome assembly
CGACGAUCGGGUUACGUUCAGCAAUGUUUCUAUCAAUAGGCCCACUUGCGACAUUGCGCAAGUCGGCGACGAGCGCACCGCGCAGCCUACUACGAAGUAGACGGGGCUUGCUCACUCUCGCGAUCGAAUCAUCAUGUGACGACACAUCGGUCGCGAUCGUUGAGAAGCAAAGCGACAGAUUAACUGGAGACCGGGCGAAAGUCCACUUCCUAGAGAAUAUCACUGCCGACUCUCGAGCCCACCGUGGUAUUCACCCGAUCCUCGCCCUCGAGUCCCAUCAAGAGAACCUUGCCGAUCUGGUCAAUAAGGCUCUCCAAAGUUUACCGGCUUCGAAUGGCGAAGCCAAUUCGAUAAGACUAGCUGAUGGGUCAAGCCGCCAGCGGCCAGACUUUAUUUCCGCUACGAGAGGCCCCGGCAUGCGCUCCAAUUUGUCGGUCGGGCUGGAUACGGGGAAGGCGCUUUCGGUUGCGUGGCAGAUUCCCAUGGUCGGGGUUCACCAUAUGCAAGCGCAUCUGUUGACUCCUCGUUUGGUGUCGUGUCUAGAAAACUCCAAAGAGUCGAGUUCACCAAACGUCACUUCACCACAAUUCCCGUUCCUGUCCAUUCUCGUUUCCGGGGGUCAUUCGAUCAUAGUUCAUUCCAAGUCUCUCACGGACCACAAAAUCAUGGCCUCCAGCGACGAUAUCGCCAUGGGAGAAACACUGGAUAAAUCAGCCCGAGAUAUCAUACCUCCGGCUCUGCUUCAAGCGGCCCAAACGACCAUGUACGGCAAGACCCUUGAGCAAUUCGUUUUUCCCAAUGGCCCAGCCGAUUUUGCGGAUUACAGACCCCCGAUGACCCGCGGUGAGGAGGUGGUCAAGCGCAAAAGCCGGUGGGGAUGGAGUGUGACGACUCCGUUCGCGAACACCCGGGCACUGCAGCUCAGUUUCUCCUCUGUCGCAAGCAUGGUCGGCAAAAUUAUUAAAAACAAGAAUGGCUGCUUGUCCAACGAAGAGAGGGUCGAUCUAGGCAGAGAAGCCAUGCGUGUCUGCUUCGAGCAUCUUUCGUCCCGCACGAUAAUCGCGCUGGAAGCUCUGCGGCUCAGGCAUAAAGAUGAAGAGAAGAUCAAGACCCUCGUCGUGAGCGGCGGUGUCGCGGCUAACAAGUUCCUUAUGCACGUUCUGCGAUCAUGCCUGGAUGUCCGUGGAUUCGAACAUAUGGAGAUUGUUGCUCCGCCUCCAUACUUGUGUACCGACAAUGCAGCCAUGAUUGGAUGGGCGGGCAUUGAGAUGUUCGAGGCUGGAUGGCGGACUAACUUGAGCUGUCGCGCUAUCCGCAAGUGGACUCUUGAUCCGCAGGCCGACGAUGGUGGAGUCCUAGGCCCUAGUGGGUGGGUUCAAGAUGGAUCGUCCGUGUAAGAUGAUGUAUACUCAGUCUGUAUAUUAGCGAUACCCACAUUGUACAUUAGAGAUGAAGCAUUCUACUCAAGUUGACCAUUUUCCAUGCUGAACCCGUAGGGAAACGUCUUCAUCUUUUGUAGGGGUAUCAUCCCCAAGAAGUAGCGGUACAGACUAUUGUAAAAAGCCGAUACUGUACAAGAGAGCAGCAAGUCAAGCUCUUGAACACAUGACCAUAUACGCCAAUGCACUGUUUUAAGAUAGCCCUCGUGAUUAUUUCAGUGAGAGCAAUGCGAGCUAUUUUCCCAUGCAGGUCCUCCCAUCAUAUCCAUGAAUCCUCCAUAGUAGGGUAUCGAUGAUGCGCCGUUCUAAUUCGUGCAGACAAACCGAGUCCAUAGACCGGCCACUGUGCAAGACAAAAUUUUUUGGAGAAAGAAAAAAGGAUAGUCCUCCAUUUGGAUGGGGAUCAACCGCCGACAGGAGGACCUCCACGCUGGAGAGAGGCGACUUGCUUGCGGAGCUCGAUGAAAAAGUCCUUUCCGUUUGCCAUUGUGU